Sycon ciliatum is the source of this 542-nucleotide messenger RNA. RefSeq lists its product as uncharacterized. The transcript has 3 exons. Lineage: Eukaryota; Metazoa; Porifera; Calcarea; Leucosolenida; Sycettidae. The annotation marks the transcript as partial. The record is from RefSeq and is a predicted model, not a curated record.
UCUAGACAGAAAGCAGAUGGAUAGAUACAUGCAAGGUUUCAACUCGCCGCAGAGGGGACGAGCAUUGGGCUUUGCCCAAGGCAUUCACAAGGGGGAAAACCAGAUCAACGACAAGACCACUGGAAAGCCGAGACUCAUUCAUCUUCCAAACCCCCGGCAGCGCAGCGUUGUCACUGCAUUUCUCAAAGAUAAAAUGAGCACUGGUGAUCGGGAAGUUCUCGAUAAUGAAAUCAAGCGUGUCAAGGCCCAUGCUGAGAUUGUGGAGAAAGGCGUGGCUAGUCUUGUGUCUGCUGGUCAGCUGGAAGGCUCCAUCAAGAGACCAGGCGAUGAAGAAGCAAUUAAGUCUCCUGAAGCCGUCAAGGAGGAACUUAGAAAUUUCCAUUGCUACGUGGAUAUUAGCGGCUCAUUCGAGCAGAGCAAGCGCUACCUCAGCGACAUUGGCUACAUUGACGGAAACUCGACAGUCACUGAGGUGCUCUACCCACACGUCAUGUGGAGGCACGCGCUAUUACUCCGCGGGAGCAGCAUGAUUGAAGAACGAG